CUUAUAUAAACUUCCGUCUAACAUAUUUGGGAGUGCACAGAGAAGCCUUGAAUCUACUAAGCUACACAAUCUUUAACACCUAAUUGUUUUCUACAAGUAGCAAGAGUGUUUUCAAAAAAGUUUAAUGUGGUCUGUGCAUUUUUAUUAAAAAUCAUCAGAACUCGAUGGAAGCAAAAACUCGGGGUAGACUAUAGUGACUUCAGUUCAACAUGUGCGAUGUUUGUGCUGCUGAAAUAAACACGAUUUCCGGUGUCAGUCAGAACAAGACAGCGUGCUAAAUUGAUGAAACUUCUUAAACAUUGUAAACAAGUCACAGAGUACAUCAGCUUCUGGAAGUAGAUCUACCAUCACACCCACUGUACAGAAAUUCCUAGACAGGAUCCACGCAUCCACUCUGUAAAUUCCUGGAUCCACCACGCCUCUAGGUUUGAAAUGUUCAUUAUGAUGUCGUAUUCAACCACCACCCCCCCCCCCCCAUCCCCCAUUCCCCCGCAAACACAUAAAAAAUAAGUUUUCUUUGAGCAUAUACCGAUAUAAAUAACUGAAAUAUAGAUGAGAUUAAAUGAUUAAGAAGACUAAGUUGAUGAUAAAUACAUUUAAAAUUAAUAUUCCAAUAACUUUUUUAUUUUUAAAUGAUUCAUUAUAUGAGGCCAAACCGUAGGACCAAAACGACUUGGGGUCGAAACUAUAGGAAGCCGAAACGACAAGCAUCACUGUGACGUACAUCGAACAGACGAUAGAUCAGAGGCAGCAAAAUGAAGGAUACUUUUACCCAUUUAGAUCGAUACUGGUUCCCCGUGUAAGAAAUGAAAGUACAGGUGUGUUCAGAUGCUGUUUAUAUUGUACAAUGUGGUCUACCUGUGGAAUUAUUUAUGCCAGCGAACACGGAACGGAAAGUCUCGAAUUUUCUCCAAACCAACUUUGUACAAAUGACUACGGGUAAGUUUUUAUUUGUGUUUUACAUAGAUACAGUGGAUGAGAGGAAGAAAAAGACAAACAUGGUCAUCAGGCUACAUAAUUCCUGUUACCUUUGGGCCAGUGUUCUGGUUCCUGGUGUAAUGGGAUGCAGUAAACUAAUUGACUAAAGAAAGAAUAUAUGUGGUUCCUUGUGUAUCAAUAAAGAGUGGAAUGAUGGAGCAAAGAAAGAGUUUAUGUGGUUGUGAAUCAAGAAUAUAGACAUGGCCACAGCAAACUCCCUAUAUAGUACUCAUAAUUGUUCUAAGUGUCCGGGGGACACAGAGUACCAUUGUGUAUCGUGUCCAUGUGAUCUGUGUCCCCAGUGUAAAGAGAACCAUGUAAAAGAUCUCCAAACAAUAGACCAUGAUGUUGUGUCACACCGUGAUAAAAUCAACUACAUCCCAACACAAGUGAUCUGUGUGAGACAUCCUAGCCAUGUUUAUAUAAAGUACUGUGAACCUUGUCAAGUUCCUGUGUGUGAUUCUUGUUCAGAGGACCAAUCGCACAGAUUCAGAAGUUUUCUCUAUGGCCAAGGACAGCAUGAAAUACUGGAUAUACAAACCGCUUAUAAAACAAAGCGACAACAACACAGAGGAACCAUUCACACCAUCAGAAGUGAGGCUCUCUUUUACAGACCUGUUCUCCUGCCACGAAUAAAAGCUGAUUUCAAAACCUGUCACACAGAAUUCUCCCUCUAUCAAUCAGAGAUGUUAACAAAAGCCUCGAAACUGAAAAAUCUCAUAAACAAAGUGAGAAAAGAUUUCAUGUACAAUGUGUUUUGUGACUUUGAUUUCAAACACAGAUGUUUAAAACAGACGAUAGAAAUGAGCAGACAUAUUGUCAGCCUUCAGGAAUAUGAACUCAGAUAUGUACAGCCAGAAUUCACAUUCAGUGCACUACAAUUCCUCUCAUUCACAAAGACAGCCCUCCCCCAGAUAAAUCUUACACUCCACACCAGCCAGCUCUCCAUGACUGAGUCACUCAACAAGGAGGAUGUGAUGGAGUCACUGAGUGCAAUCCAAAUCACAGAGAGAGGAAACCGACGCGUAGGAAACCAGUGUCUGCUGAAACUGACGUCUGGUGCUGAGUUCCAUCAAUCUCUCACAGUGACAGGUGUUGAUUGUUGUUAUCACAUUUCCUGUGUGACAUCAGACCGGGUCUGGGUCAGUAAUUGGAACAAACUCAUGUUGAUAGACACAACAGGUGUCCCUCUACAUCGUGUGGAGGAUUCAUGUCGUGGUUUAUAUGUUGGUAAAGGAUUACACACAGUGAACAGUGAGAGUGAACUGAUUUAUAUAGAUGAGGAUUAUAACAUCAACAAACUGUCAAAGGAUAUGAAAACAACCACCACAUUUAUAGAGAGAACAGACUCUACAUGGGUACCAUGGUGUGUGUACUGGUCCCCGUCCACUGGGGAUCUACUGGUCGGGAUGUAUAACAAUUAUACAAAGACAGGCAAGGUAACCCGGUACAACCAGAGUGGACAACUCACACAAACCAUACAGAACGACAACACAGGUAUGGGACUGUAUAGAGAACCUAACUAUAUAACAGAGAACAACAAUGGGGAUGUCGUGGUGUCUGACUCAUACAGUGCUGUAGUGGUGACAGAGCGUGGAGGAAGACAUCGUUUCUCCUACACAGGACCUCCAUCAGGAUCACGACUACGACCACAUGGAAUCUGUACUGACGCGCUGUCACACAUCCUGGUGUGUGAUGGUAGAACCAAAACAGUACAGAUGUUGGACGGGGACGGUCAGUUCCUGUCACAUCUACUGAUAAGACCAUCAGGGAUAUUCUCACCAUACAGCCUGAGUUAUGAUGUCAUCACUCACCGUCUCUGGGUCGGAUCAGGAACACCGUACAACAACACGGUGGUUAUAUACAGGUAUAUCACCAGACAGGACGCUCUGACAGAUCUGAAUCCAGCCACUGCUGAUGUGAUGGAGUCACUGAGUGAAAUCCCAACCCCAGGGACAGAAAAACCACAGCAAGGAAACCAGUGUCUGCUGAAACUGAUGUCUCCCCCCGAGUUACUUCCCUCUCUCACACUGACAGGUGUUGGUGAUUGUUAUCACAUUUUCUGUGUGACAUCAGACCGGGUCUGGGUCAGUGAUAGAGAAAACAAUCUCAUGUUGACAGACACAACAGGUGUCCCUCUACAUCGUGUGGAGGAUUCAUUGAGUGGUUUAUAUGUAUAUAGAGGAUUACACACAGUGAACAGUGAGAGUGAACUGAUUUAUAUAGAUAGGAAUUAUAACAUCAACAAACUGUCAAAGGAUAUGAAAACAACCACCACAUUUAUAAAGAGAACAGACACUACAUGGGUACCACAGUGUGUGUACUGGUCCCCGUCCACUGGGGAUCUACUGGUCGGGAUGUAUAACUAUGAUACAGAGACAGGCAAGGUAACCCGGUACAACCAAAGUGGACAACUCACACAAACCAUACAGAACGACAAUACAGGUCUGGGACUGUAUAGAAAACCUAACUAUAUAACAGAGAACAACAAUGGGGAUGUCUUGGUGUCUGACUAUGGUGCUGUAGUGGUGACAGAGCGUGGAGGAAGACAUCGUUUCUCCUACACAGGACAUCCAUCAGGAUCAGUACUAGAGCCACGUGGAAUCUGUACUGACCCGCUGUCACACAUCCUGGUGUGUGAUGAUACAACCAAAACAGUACAGAUGUUAGACAGGGACGGUCAGUUCCUGUCACAUCUACUGAUAAGACCAUCAGGGAUAUUCACACCACGGAGCCUGAGUUAUGAUGUCAACACUCACCGUCUCUGGGUCGGAUCACGGAACAACAACACGGUGGUUAUAUACAGGUAUAUCACCAGACAGGACGCUCUGACAGAUGAACACACAGCCCCUGUCCUGAUGGGGACGCCUUAUUCAGCUCAACACCAGCCGUAGAAUGGAGAUAGCUGGGAUAUUGACAGAUGGGCCAAUUUUACCUGACCAUGAGGGGAGAAAAUAGAACACCUUCCUUGAAAUCCUUACAGAGGAAGACAGAAAACAGACAUUGGCUACGUAGACCACUCACUGCAAUAUGACGUCAUUAUCUUCAAGUACGCACUGACCCGAGUCACUCAUGUCGCCUAUUACAAUUUGUCUUUAUCUGUCAUCGUGUGGUGUGUGUCAUGCGUCUAUCCUUUACAAUUUUACAUGUUGAACUUCUUCUUGAAAACUACACGGCCAAUUGUUACCAUAUUUGAUGUGAAACAUUGCUACAAUAAGAAGAAUUUAGAUUGAAUAUAACUGGAUAUUCCGCUGAGUGACCGAUGUCUGGACUUGUUUUAAAUAACGCGCCAUUAUUUGAACCUGUGUUCUGUGUACAUGAACUAUACAGUAAUUACUUAUUAUUCUGUCUUAUCAUUUUAUCUCACAGUAUGUUAUGUGUUUAAAAUAGUAAUUUGUCAUUUUACAUUGAUAUCAAUUGUUUGAACCGAGUUUUCCAAAGGAGAAAUCCAGUUAUUGAAAUGGUGAAAGGGGCACGCCGGCGGGCAGCUGCGAGAAGGGUACCCCUAUUGUACUGCAAAUCAAUUGUACAUAUAUAAGAGAUGUGCAUAUAACUUGGUUUUUAUUGUUGUUGUAUAUUUAUAUAAAAAAAAAUAUCAGCUGUUGAACUUGGUCAAUUUUACGCAGAAUAUUGCAUAUAGGGUACCCCCAUUGUACGGAUAACUCUUCAUAACUCUUCAUACAGUUUUUAAGAUAGGUAGUUGUUGUCUUGUAGAUCAAUUGUACAUAUAUCAGAGAUGUGCAUGUAACUUGGAUUUAUAUUUUGAUUAUUUAUGUGUACAUAAACUCUACAGUAAUUAGUUUUUAUACUCCCUUACAUGGCUUAUCCAUUAUAUCUUGGUAUGAGUGUAGUAAAUUCUCACCUGACAGUGUGUAUUUAAUUCUUUUGAAUGCUUUUAUAAUACCCUGUAAUUUAGUGAUGGGAAAAAGAUGUUACUUAAAAUUGGGGCUUAUAUCUGAGGAUUUUUUAUUUUUCCUAUUUGCAAAGAAUAAAUUUUGUUUAUUGAUUAAACAUCAUAUUCAAAGGGGAGUAACUCAAAUUUGAGUUCUUCAAUUACAAACGAAUAAAGAGUUAUUCCCCUUUUUGUAAUAUUUUUUAGAUAAAGUUCAUCUUAAAACUGGUUAUUGACCCCUGACGUGUUUUUCUCUGAAAGUUAAUUGAAUAUCAGUAAAUAUAAUUAUAAGAUUUUUAAAAAU
This is a messenger RNA of Magallana angulata, 5174 nucleotides long. RefSeq lists its product as uncharacterized. NCBI's taxonomy places the organism in Eukaryota, Metazoa, Mollusca, Bivalvia, Ostreida, Ostreidae. Gene Ontology annotation, biological process: protein polyubiquitination; proteasome-mediated ubiquitin-dependent protein catabolic process; negative regulation of translation. The record is from RefSeq and is a predicted model, not a curated record. Gene Ontology annotation, molecular function: zinc ion binding; ubiquitin protein ligase activity; translation repressor activity. The coding region runs from base 1179 to 3872 and encodes 897 amino acids. The transcript is spliced from 11 exons.